Dromiciops gliroides (monito del monte) is the source of this 5062-nucleotide messenger RNA. It is a transcript of the gene ARHGEF6, whose product is annotated as Rac/Cdc42 guanine nucleotide exchange factor 6. The record is from RefSeq and is a predicted model, not a curated record. The transcript is spliced from 22 exons. Gene Ontology annotation, molecular function: guanyl-nucleotide exchange factor activity; protein binding. Bases 113 to 2494 code for a protein of 793 amino acids. Lineage: Eukaryota; Metazoa; Chordata; Mammalia; Microbiotheria; Microbiotheriidae.
UGUUUGCUCAGCAAGCCCCAGAAGAGAGCCCAGAAAAAAGGAAGACAGCGCCCGAUGCAAUCACGGAUGUGGGUAAGACCUUGAAGCUGCUUUGGGUGCACAGUCCUCGGCAAUGAAUCCUGAGGAACGCAUCGUGACGUGGCUUAUCUCUUUGGGAGUUUUAAAUUCCCCCAAGAAGACCAUCUGUGAUCCAGAGGAAUUCCUGAAGGUGUCUCUGAAAAAUGGGGUAGUGCUAUGCAAACUGCUAAAUCGGCUCGUCCCUGGAGCUGUGGAAAAGUACCAUCAGGAGCCCCAAACGGAAGCUGACAGCAUCAGCAACAUUAAGGACUUCCUCAAAGGAUGUGCAGGCCUACAGGUGGAGGUCUUUGAUCCUUGUGACCUUUACACAGGCAACAAUUUCUCCCGAGUGCUGAGUACCCUUUUAGCUGUCAACAAAGCCACUGAAGAUCACCAGGUUUCAGAAGGAGCAUGCCAACCUUUCUCUUCCAUUAGUACGGUUUCCAGUUCUCAGAUAAACCUUCCAGGAGCGGCUUCUAACUCAGCACCAGGGUUAAGAAGACAUUCAAAGGCAGCGGAGAUGACUGAAAAUGGGAACCACCAGUUGGUAGUAAAGGCAAGAUUCAACUUCAAGCAGACCAACGAAGAUGAACUCUCCGUCUGCAAGGGCGACAUCAUUUACGUCACUCGAGUGGAAGAAGGUGGCUGGUGGGAAGGCACGCUUAAUGGGAAAACUGGCUGGUUCCCUAGUAAUUAUGUCAGAGAAAUUAAGCCCAAUGAGAAACCUGGCUCCCCAAAGACUGUAAAAGGACUUGACACUCUUCAACUUACCAAGAAUUACUACAGUGUGGUUUUGCAAAACAUCCUGGAGACCGAACAGGACUAUGCUAAGGAACUACAGUCACUUCUUGGGACUUACUUACGACCCCUCCAGGCCAAUGACAAGCUGAGCGCUAUGGAAUUUGCAUCUUUAUUGGGCAACUUUGAGGAAGUGUGCACAUUUCAGCAGACACUGUGCCAGGCCUUGGAGGAGUGUGCAAAAGUUCCAGAGAGUCAGCAGAAAGUUGGAGGCUGCCUGAUGUCCCUGAUGCCUCAGUUUAAAUCUCUGUAUCUUACUUAUUGUGCUAAUCAUCCCUCAGCUGUGAAUGUUGUAACUCAGCACAGUGACAGUCUGGAAAAGUUUAUGGAGAGCCAGGGAGCAGCCAAUCCGGGGAUUCUUCUGUUGACGACAAACCUCAGCAAGCCCUUCAUGCGCCUGGAAAAAUACGUAUCUCUCCUCCAAGAGCUGGAGCGCCACAUGGAGGAGUCUCAUCCAGACCACCAGGAUGUUCUGAAAGCUAUUGGAUCAUUCAAGGCGCUGGCGGCCCAGUGUCAGGACCUGAGAAAGAAGAAGCAGUUGGAGUUACAGAUUCUUUCUGAGACCAUUCAGGGCUGGGAGGGAGACGAUAUAAAAACCUUGGGCAAUGUCAUCUUUAUGUCGCAAGUCAUGGUGCAGUGUGGCACCAACGAGGAGAAAGAAGAAAGAUAUUUCUUGUUGUUUCCGAGUGUUUUGCUCAUGGUGUCAGCAAGUCCUCGGAUGAGCGGCUUUCUCUAUCAGGGAAAACUCCCCAUCACGGGAAUGAUGCUGACAAGACUGGAUGAAAGUGAAGGCAACGACCAUUCAUUUGAAAUAGCAGGCCCCCUGUUUGAGAGGAUGACGGUGUUCUGUCCCAGCAGCCAGGAUCUCCAGGAGUGGCUGGAUCACCUACACAGACUGACAAGGGGCACUGGUGCAGGCAGUGUGCUCGUGAAAACCCAGUCGUGGAGCACCCAGUCUGUAAGCACUGGGCUUGGUUCUGCCCCUGGGGAGUCUGAUGAGGGCCAGUCUUCUAGUGCUGCCGGACCACCUCGAGGACCACUGGAGCCUCCCCCCAUUCAAAAGCCCUGGAGCUUAAGUUGUCUCAGACCCGCACCUCCUCUUAGACCAUCGGCAGCUCUAGGUUACAAAGAGAGGAUGUCUUAUAUCUUAAAGGAUUCCAGCAAGAGCCCUAAAACGAUGAAGAAAUUUCUCCAUAAAAGAAAAACGGAGAGAAAAGCGUCAGAGGAAGAAUAUGUCAUUAGGAAAAGUACAGCAGCCCUGGAAGAAGAUGCCCAAAUCUUGAGAGUGAUUGAGGCCUACUGCACCAGUGCCAGUGCAGGCCUUCAGCAAAGCCAUGGCUCAGGUGCUCGCAAGGACUCUAUCCCACAGGUCUUACUCCCUGAGGAAGAAAAAAUCAUCGUAGAGGAGACAAGAAGCAAUGGGCAGACAGUCAUAGAGGAAAAAAGCCUUGUUGACACUGUUUAUGCGCUGAAGGAUGAAGUCAAGGAAUUAAAGCAGGAGAAUAAAAAAAUGAAGCAAUGCCUAGAAGAAGAAUUGAAGUCCAGGAAAGACUUGGAAAAGUUGGUCAGGAGGCUGUUGAAACAAACAGAUGAAUGCAUGAGGGCAGACCCGGGCAGCAAGGCCUCCCUCCUGGCUUGAAGCUACCCCAGCCAUGCUGCCGGCACUCACUCAGGUGCGACUUGGGAUCUCCAGGAAAGGAGAAUCAGACCUUUUGACUCACUCCGCUCCUCGCUUUGUCUGCUUUCUGUGUAUUUUGGCUGUUUUCUGUUAUAGGAAAAAAAGGAAUUUGUAGUGGAAAUAGCUUUCCAUUCAAUAAGGAAAUAAAACCAAUAGGAAUUAUUGCAAUAAGAGGGGUCAGCAAAUGACCCCAGGUUCACGGUUCAUCCCAUCUUCCUCUUCUGCUGGAUGGGUCACUAGUGCUUUGGACAAAGCUACUCUCAGAGAAGCUGCCAAGUGGUGCCCAGUGAGGGAGGCUGGCACACCCACUUCCUUCCUCCCAAGAUCUUUUCCUUGAUCUUGAAGCCCCUCAGUUAUUCAUUCAAGAAGCAUGUUAAGCUCCCAUUAUGCACCGGGCUCCAUGCUCAGCGCUGGAGACACAGAGACAAAAACAAAACAACUCCUGCCCUCAGCAGACUUACUUAAGCUCUACUCAGGGAGGAGUCACCACUACCACCACCAGUCAAUGCCAAAUAUAUAUAUGAAACCAAUAUAGAGUAAUGGGGGGGUGUCCUAAUAACUGAGGGGGUUGAGCAAGGAAUCAAGAAAAGCCUCACAUAGGAAGUGGUACCUAAUUUAUUGAAUGGUAAAGCACUAUUCUGACCAUGGAAAUCCUGCGGCCUUUGCCCCCUAUCAUACCCCACCCCAUCCCCCCUUCAUGUAUACACAUUAGAGUCGAUUUCCUUUCGUUUUCUAACAAGAUAGUGCAGGAGACUUUUGUUGUUUUUGUGUUUGUCUGAUCGGCACGCUUGAUUUGAGCCAAUGGAGUGGGAGCUGCCAUCAUUGCCACAAAUGCCAAGCCGUAUGUAAUGCCGGCAUGUGACGACGACGUUGUGGCUACUUCUCUGGCAAGAGCAUCAUAGAUGUAGAUGUUUUGCAUUCCCCCCAGUGCUUUGACUUCACUAUACUCAACAGAACGGCAUUCUGGUAGUCAGGCUGUGAGCUCUUCUUGUGUCCUGGUUUUGGAUUCCAGCCUCCCCCAUCACUGGGGCAUCUCAAAGUCUCCACCAAGAGAAGUGGCUGGCUUCUACCAGGAGAUGCUCAUUCCCCUUGGCCCACUCAGAGGUCAUGGCAAGAGUUGGAGCCGUAUCCCCACCGGCUCCCUGAAGAGGAGGCCUUCAAAUACCAUUUGCAGCAACCCGUCUUCCCUGGGAAGGCUAGUGGGGCCUGCUGAUCAGUCUCCCCUCUUUCCUUUGGUCACUUGGUUGGGAUCCCAGCAAUCUGGACACAGCUUAGCUCAUGGCUGUGGAACAGUCAGCAGAUCCCCAGGCAUCAUUCAGCACAAUUUAGAAAAGGAUGUGUGGUAGAUAAUUAGGAAGUCCCAAAGGCCGGUGAAGUUUGACCAGCGUGGGACAGAUCCCUUUUGAGGGAUGGAUGGAAAAAAAGGGGCAUUAGAUUGAAAAACAAAACAAAAAUAAACCAAAAAAAGUCGUUCUCCAGAUGUAUUUGCUAUGAAUACUGAUGAGUGUCAAUUUUCGCAAAUGAUAUUUUAGAAAACACCCUAAUUCCAACUUGAAAUGCUUCUACUCCCCAAACUGGCCACCCUCUCCCCCCUUCCCCCGGUACUUGGUGGUCUCUAGUCCCUGCUGCUAAACAGUAUGGUACGUGGCUUUUUGCUUGCUGCCCCUCAGGGGAAGUACUACUCUUGGGCAAAGGAAUGCUGGGAGCAAGCCACCCACCCCGUCACCUAGCUAAACUCAUCUGGGGCAGUCUCUGCCAUUCCUUUCAUUCCCUCAUGGGAUCAAAGGGUUGGGAGAGACUUUCUGAGAGAGGGACCUUUACCUUCUAAAGGGAGCUCAGUUCUCUUUUUUUCAGAUAAGGAAACUGAGGCCUGGCAAAUUGAUCUCUCCAGGCCUCAUUUUUGUCUCUGUAAAACGAGGGGAUUGGACUAUCUUAGUCUUUGAGGUCUCUUCUCAAUCCAGACCUCUGAUGAGCUAUGAUCUGCACCUAGUAAGGAGCGUGGCUGUUUUGAGGGCUCAGACAUCAUCCCAAAUCAAAGCCAGGCCUCUCAAAUUGUCCCCUCCGAAGUUACUGAACAAUGUGAAGAAGAUCAGUAGGAAACUCUUAGUAACAUAAGGAACUCAAAUGGAUUAUAGUCACAGUAGGAAAGCAGGCCGUGCUGAAAACCAAUUUUCCAUGUCUUACAAGGCCUCUGAGCCCCUGAUGGGAGAAGCAUGGUACUUCGGGUAACGGAACCCAUACCAAGCAUGGCUGUUGCUGUUACAAGCCAAAUAACAAGAGCAAGGAAACAAAGCCAUGUGAAAUUGAAAGCACUGCUUCCAUAUUUGCGUUGUUUACAAUGCUUUUGUCAAUUCUCUGGUCCUGUUAUCCUCUCGAUUGCCACCUCACUGUGAAGAGGCGGCUCCAUGCAUCUUCUCCCAGGGUAGGCUCAUUUCCUGUCAUUUCUCUUAUGCAAACCCAGUUUUUCUAACCUGUUUUUAUUUUGAACACUUUUUAAAUUGACAUUUUCAAUCAAUAAAGAAGGAUGAC